CUUUAUAGAAGUAAUUUAUCGACUUAUAUUCUUCAGUGGCACUUAGUUUGAGGCAUUUUUUUGGUAGUCGCCUGCAUAAAAUCCAUGGAGGAGUUAACGACACAAGUCCAAGUACCUGAAUUGUCAACAUUGCGUUUUCAAUUAAUUAGGUCACAAAUGGUAAUUUUGCGCAAACUUGUAGAAAUAUCUAAUUUUGCCGAGGUGUCAAGUUCACCUCUAAAAAUCGUAAAACGAGCGGAACUGCAAUCCCAGGCGCGGUGGCCAAGUGGUAAGGCGUCGGUCUCGUAAACCGAAGAUCGCGGGUUCGAACCCCGUCCGUGCCUUGGACGAAUCGGAACGUCGAAGGCGUUUUUUUAAAUGGUAGGUGCUAUUUCGUUGCUAAGUGACAGAAUGUUUUCAGAAUCUAUUCAUAGAGUUAAACGCAUUAUGUUUAAAUGUAAAUCUUUUGCUUCAAGAUUAAAGAACUAGUGGUUGUUCUGUUGCAUUGUUUGAAAAGCAGUGACUCAUAAACAGGCAACAUGUUUUUCAAAUAACGUCAAUCAUGAGCCCCAAAUUUUGUCAAAAAGCCCAAAUUUGAUCAACCCGCCCAUUGCACGUUUCUCCCAACCCGCGUUUGGAAUUGGCAUUCGUGUUGUGGCAAUUUACAUUUGUGUUUUUUUUUCAAAGCGUUUAUUUAGACUUUGAAUUUCGCCUGAAACUUCUCGGCCACCGUACCGAGUUUAACUAAAAUUAUUGGGCACAAGGACCCAGAAAGGGAAGCUCACAAAUGUAAUACCGUGUACCUUGAAGGGGUAACAUUUUUCAAAGGUUGUAAGGUAUUAUAUAGUUAAUUUUGAGACGUUAAAAAUCGUUUAGAAACUAUUUCAUUUACUCGAAAUUGGGCUGUGUGUUAGUCGAAAAAGAUUCGGCGAAUUGAGUGAAUCUAGGACCCUGAGCAGAAGGAAACCAAAGACUUUACCAAGAUGGCGGACCAAAACAUGGACGUUGUCAAGCCAAAGUUUUGCAGCGAAUUAUUAAGCCCUUCUGACCUGUUUUCAGCUCGAACUCGGAGUCACAAGAUCCCGGCUGUUGGUCAGAAAGACUUCUACCCGGAUGACUCCGAAGAGCAGCGCCAACGUCUGGAGCAAAGUCUGAGCGAGCACUGGAGCCUUGUGUCAGAGGAGCGAGUUGAGAGGCUAGGUAACCUGGUGAAAGCUGUGUGGAUUCCCGAUGAGAAGGUUGUGGAGCUUGAGUCUCCAGCGGGCAAGUUCUGGCAGACGAUGGGAUUCUCUGCCAAUGGCAAGCAGUACCUUCUUCUAGAAGAGGCGCUCUACCUCAUGGAGUGUGGCAACGUGCAGGUCUUCUACCAGGACCUUCCUCUCUCCAUUCAAGACGGCUUUGAAUGGUUUCUGUCUUCCAAUACAAUCAGCCUGCAGCAGUAUCAGGUGUUUGGGCAUCUGAAGAGGCUCGGCUACGUGGUACAUAGGUUCGACGCCAGUUCGGAGACGUCACCGUACGCCAGGCAGCUUAACCUGCCGUUGUCAAAAGGCCAGAAUACGCUGAAGAGGAAGCGCAGCGACAGCCCUGUCGCAACUUGCAGUAAAUCGCAGCAGGAGUGUUCUGUGAAGAAAAAACAACUAGAACAAGGUCCAUCGCUUCCUGAGUCGAAGCCGACGGCUGAGCCCCCAGCCGAGCCCCCUGCUGGUAUGAGUGUAGGCCGGCCGUGGUGGAUAACCAACCCGCUGGCUGCUAACGAGACCAAGAAACCUACCCGUGGCCGCACUUCCCGCUGGGACGGCUCCAUCGUUUUUCCCGAUGUGGCUUUGGCACGCAAUUCCCCUGGCAGCUUUCCAUCUCCGGACCCCUCCUUGCUGCCUGACGCACUGACGGUGGGCUCUUGCAACAUCAAGCUGUGGACGAGGAAGCUCAACCAGAGGAAGGUGCAGAUGUCUGCUAAGGAUAGAGAGAGAGAGCGAAGGAAUAAAAAAUGGAACUGGAAUGUCAAAGCAAACAAACAGGUGCAACAGUGCCGAACCUGGGCCGAGUAUGAUCAAGUAAUGUCGAAGCGGCAAGAGAAAUGCGGCAGGCGACCGCAACACUUAUGGAAGAAGAAAGUCACUCCUUUACACGACCACACCCAACCUAUAUCUACCGGUGAACUACUAAACAAAAUCAGCGUAACCAAAUCCACAAAUUUGCUUGAGGGAGCGUCAAGCUUGGAACCAUCACAGGAGUGGAAGAUUUGUUUUAAUGUUUACCAGCCUGACACGGUGGCCACUUUUAAAAAGAGCAAACCGGGGAAGCCCUAUGCCCGCAUGUGCGUGUGCAGCUUCAGCGGGCCCGUUCCUGACUUGGCGGCCAUUAAACAGCUGAACUUCCAGAGCGGCGAUGUCCAGGUGGUCUUUGCUGUUGUGGAUGCCGGCGACAUCUCCUUUUACACCUUCAAAGACUUCCAACUGCCCACUGACGUGUACCCAUGAUACCUCCCUGUAUGUCUCGCAACCAAUUUCCAUUUUGAACUCUUUGGCUGCCAUCGUUGGCGAUGGACACCCAAUCAGUUUGGACUAGGAGGGCUGUCACCGAUCCCCUCCAAGUCCAAAUAGAUUGGAUGUCUAUCGGCAUCAAAAGGAGUUUAUUUAAAAAGUGGUACAGAAAAAUAAAAAGAAAUGGGUGAAAAAAACAGUGAAUCAUUUUGGGAAGCAAAGGUGUCAAUUACGUAAGUUCUAACGUUAGGCAAAAAUUUUAAUGGGGUAUUUUGUAUAUUGACUUAGUAUAUUUUAUAGUUAACUUGCUUUUAACUCAUUCACUAAUAAAGACAUAAACAUAUUUGUUUCUGAUGUUCCGUUGUCAGCUUCUAAUAACGAAAAAUAAAGAUUUUAUGACAAAAGUUCGGAAUCUAAUCUUUGUUUUGUAAAUUCUGUGUUCAUGCAGCCAUAGAAAACAAUAUUGUGUGGCGCAUCAAAGAAGUAGAUGUCUUGUGACAUAAUGUUUGGUAGUGAAUGAGUUCAUUAUUUUUAGCGAUAAAUAAGCACAUAAAUUGCAGUGAAGAAUCGCAGUAAUCAAGGCUAGCACUGUUGUACGUGGAAAAAAA
Corythoichthys intestinalis (scribbled pipefish) is the source of this 3070-nucleotide messenger RNA. RefSeq names its product TSEN54 tRNA splicing endonuclease subunit (gene tsen54). The transcript has 12 exons. The coding region runs from base 963 to 2459 and encodes 498 amino acids. The record is from RefSeq and is a predicted model, not a curated record. Gene Ontology annotation, cellular component: tRNA-intron endonuclease complex. Gene Ontology annotation, biological process: tRNA-type intron splice site recognition and cleavage. Lineage: Eukaryota; Metazoa; Chordata; Actinopteri; Syngnathiformes; Syngnathidae.